AUGAAGACCAGAUUGACAAGCACACCAGUCUUAACCAUACCUAAUAUCGAGGAGCCGUAUGAAGUGUAUUCCGACGCAUUAAGACAAAGACUUGAGUUUGUUAUGAUGCAAGGAGGACAUGUUGCAGCUUACACAUCUAGUCAACUAAAGCCUCGUGAACAAAAUUAUCCCACUCAUGACUUGGAGUUAGUUGCAAUGAUUUUUUAUCAUCCUGAAAAAGCCAACGUGGUAGUUGACGCACUCAGCAGAAAGAUCUCGGGAAUUCUGGCGUCUUUGACUUUGGAGGAUUGGAAAAGGACUGAGGUAGUAGAUGGUUAUGAUCUUCAAUAUUAUGAGGAUUAUAAUCAAGGUAUGGCGUACAACUUGGUUUCUAAGCUCGCCCUUCUACAACAAAUCAAGCAGAACAAAUGGCAGGAUCCACAUCUUCAAGGAGUUUGA
Morus notabilis is the source of this 438-nucleotide messenger RNA. RefSeq lists its product as uncharacterized. The transcript has 2 exons. The coding region runs from base 1 to 438 and encodes 145 amino acids. NCBI's taxonomy places the organism in Eukaryota, Viridiplantae, Streptophyta, Magnoliopsida, Rosales, Moraceae. The record is from RefSeq and is a predicted model, not a curated record.